AAAUAGUUGCACGAGAAAACCCACGUAUCUUUUACAUUUAUUGUGUAAGUUAAACAUUAGUUAGUUUGAGCCAGUGGUGAAUACUGGCUGUACAUUAGCACAACUUAGUUUAACUUGCUAAAAGUUCAUAUAAAUAAUUAAACUUAAGAUCCAACGAGAUUUAACAAGUGACAAAGUUUUAAUUUAUACCUUAUAUAUCAAUUAUUUGUGUAAUAAAUCAGUUGCAUAAAAAAUAUACUCUGUGAUUACAUAUCAUUGACAGUUGAAGAGCUUGCAAGUACAAAAAUUGAGUUAUUCCGAAAAAGGAGGUCUCAAGAAAACAUGGAUCUUGCUCCUCAGUGAUGAGGCCAAUCUUGCAAGUAAUGACCAGUAUAGGAGUGAAGAGGAAAGCAUAAUAUGUGAUGCAAAAGUUAGUCAUGCAAUGCAUGAUGAAGAGGAAACUGAUACAGAAACUGAAGCAGACUGGGAACAAUUUGAACCUGUCUUUAAGCUAAACAAUUCAAGACAAAAAUAUGUUAAGAGUGCAUAUGAUGAUGAGAAUAAUUGUACCUACAGAAAAAUAGUUUCAAAGGACAAGGAGGAAAGAAAACUGCCAUCUUCUUAUUACAAAUUGGAUAAAACUGCAACUCUUACAUUGGAGAGGCUGUUAGAUGUACGUUCACUAGGAUCAUACCAUGAUGUGGUGGGGAAAGGUAGAAGCUCCGUUGUUGUUUCUGCUGGUUACACCAAUAUCAAACACUACAUGGUUUCUUAUUGUGAAUCAUUUCAUAAUGCUGUCAAGAUAUAUAAAUUGGAGAGUGAUGAAAAUUUAAACAAAGCUAUAUAUAAGAGAAUUAAGACAGAAUUUGAUAAUAUGUCAAUCUUAAGAAAAACUUGGAGUAUUUAUGCUGUUCCUUACCCUGUGUGUUAUGAAAAUAAUAUUUUAGUUAUGAGCAUUCUUGGGUCAGCCAAUGAACCUGCUCAACAAUUGGGUAGCUAUCCCACAGAAUGUCUUGAGCAUAUUUAUCACAAAAUAGUUGCGGGUGUGAAACGUUUUUAUAACUGUUAUUUUGUACAUGGAAAUUUAAAUGCAGAAAAUAUUCUGAUUUGGCGUGGAUACCCAUAUUAUGUAGGAUGGUCACAUUCUGUAUGUAUAUAUCGUGACUCCACCACUACUGGUCUAAAAAAAUUGAUAAGGGAUUGCUAUUUUGUUACAAAAUUUUUCAGAAGGAAUAAUGUCAAGGUCAUGUCAACAGAAGCCCUAUUUAAAUAUGUCUCAGGUUCCAAAGAUAUUAAUCCUGAAUUAUUGGAUUGUAUACACAAGAAGGAACAGCAAAAAGUAAUCAAAUACCAUGGGAACCCGAACAGAGUAAGAGAAUUACAUACACCCAGCAGGAUUAGAAGAUUUAAAUGACACAGUAACAUUUAAAGUAGAUUUAACUACUUAUAAAUGAAAACAUGGGAAUGUUUCUAUUUUGUCUGACCACAUAACUUGGGCAGUUGGUGAAGUUGUUUGUGGAGAUUUUAUUAAUAAAAAAUAAAUAUAUCA
Leguminivora glycinivorella is the source of this 1528-nucleotide messenger RNA. Its product is annotated as serine/threonine-protein kinase RIO3-like. NCBI's taxonomy places the organism in Eukaryota, Metazoa, Arthropoda, Insecta, Lepidoptera, Tortricidae. Bases 422 to 1393 code for a protein of 323 amino acids. Gene Ontology annotation, molecular function: protein serine/threonine kinase activity; ATP binding. The record is from RefSeq and is a predicted model, not a curated record. The transcript is spliced from 2 exons.